Molecule: messenger RNA, 1615 nt
Organism: Apis cerana (Asiatic honeybee)
Lineage: Eukaryota; Metazoa; Arthropoda; Insecta; Hymenoptera; Apidae
Source: RefSeq, a predicted model, not a curated record
AAUGAUACAAUUUUAUAAAGAAAAUUGUAUUAUAUGAAUUUAUAUCUUUUAUUAGAAUUUUAUUGUUAAAAAUAUAAUUUUUUAUCAAUCAUCUGUCUUCAAUUAAAGAUAUUUUGGAAAGGUUAAUUCUUUCUUAAAAUUUAUUUAUUCUUUAUAAAUUUUUCGUAUCAAAUUCUAAAUAUAAAAAAUAUGCAUCAAACAAGUGUAAAAUGUAAUGUAAAAUUAUGUUCGAACAAUGAUGUUCCGCCUUCGUCAGUAAUUCGCACUUGCCUUGGUCCAUCCUUGGCACAAGUAUUUUUUGACUAUACUCAUCAUGAUACAUUAAAAUUACUAGAUGUACUAAUAACAUCAAAAACAUCAAAACCAUGUUUUUCAAUUCCAUCCGAGAAUCAAAUGACCAAAAAUGAUGUACCACCAACAGAUCAUCAAAUCAUAAAAGCAUUUGUACAUCAAAAUAUAUUAGAGAUAGGAGAAGCUCUCUUAGAAAAUUUAAAAAAGGAAGUUGAAGAAAGUUUAAGGGAAAAAGUAGAAAGGCAAUCGCGAGAGAAGUUUUAUUUAUAUCAAGCAAAAAAAAGGCGAGAAGCUGAUUUGCAAACGCAACAAUUACAUGAAAAAUAUCAAAAUUUCCUUGAAUCUGUUCGAGUCAAUUUACAAAAACAGCUUGAAAAAGAAUGGCGUAAAGCAGCCGAAGAAUGUGCCAAGAAUACUCAAAAAGCAAUUAUACAAGAACGGAUGAAUAUAACACAGGAAAUGAUACGAAAGAUGCGCGUAGAAAUCACACAUAUUACACAAUCAUUAUAUAAUGAUUUUGAAAAAUUAUUUUGUGCUAAAAGGGAUACUAUAAUCGCUGAUUUCAAUCAAAUCAUGAGGAAGAGACAUAUUAAAUUUGAAAACGAAAUGCAAGAAUUAAAAGAAAAGGCAAAUAGAGAUAUGUUUAUUCAAAAACGUCAGUUUGAAAUGCAAAGUAUCACAGAUAUAAUUUAUGUUCUUUGCUUAGAGCGAGUACGAAGUAAUAAAGAAAAACAUGCUAUACAUAAAUACUUCGAGGAAAAAAUUGAUGAAUUUUAUGAAUUAAUAAUCCGUUUGAGAGAUAUAAUUAAUAUUAUGAAAGAAGAAAUUAUUAAUUGUCAUACAAAUAAGAAAUCAUUAGAGGAAAAACUCUAUAAUGUUACUAAACAUUUUCAAAAAUUCAUUAAUUUCAUUUUUCAUGCUAUACCAGGACAAGCAGAUUAUUUAUUACCGCCAGAAUUACAACAGUUGAUUAAUUUAGAUAUAGAUAAAGAAGAUAAAAAGAUAGAAUAACUAAAAAAUAUAAAAUUAAAUGUAUAAUAUGUGAAAGUAUUUCUCUUUAAAAUAUUAUAAUGUAAAAUAUUAAAAUGUUAUAAAAUGUUACUUAUAAAAUAUAAAAAAAAAAAAUUAUUCUUAUUUGUAACAUUUCAAUGUGAAAAACGUAUAAUAAUUGUUUAGCAAAAUAUCUUUAUUGUUGAAAUUGUAUUAAAUGUAAAGUAUCGUUAAUAAAACAUAACUUAUUUUUAAAAAUAAAAAAUGAAUGUAAAAAAUUUAUUGUUAUAUAAAAUAUAUGCUAAUAAAUGAUAUCAAAAAUAAAAACACAAAA